ACUGCAAGCUUCUAUAUCCUGUAUGAAUGAUAUGAUCAUUGAUCUGAAACUAAACUUUGUCUCUAUCCACAGUCCUUUACGUCCAAUUUCUGCAUAUUCUAUCUGCUUGUGCAUGGUGGCUGAUGUCCAUCGCACAUUACUUUAUGGGGGUAUCUUUUUGUACCCAGCUGAUAAGAGGAGCCCCAACGGAAAACUGCGGUAUGUUGUCAUCUGUUGAUGUUUCUCAUUUUACCUAAUAGCAAAUUAUUCAUGUAUGUAUAAUCCCUGAUUGGUUUUGAAUAAUUUGUGUGAACUAGUGUUAUCUCUACUAGGUCUUUCCAACGUCAUUCUUGAUGGAGCAAGCAAGGGGCCAGGCAUUCACAGGCAAGCACCGGGCACUUGACUUGGUGCCAAAGAAGAUACAUGACCUGUUAGCGUGUGAGAUCAAGUCUCUUAAUGUGGUAGUUACAAUUAGUUUAUUUUGCUUAGUGGUGUAACAGUUUCUUUUGCAGUUUGUAACUUCUUUUCAUUUCAGCACCUGUUAUGUAUAAGUUUCUUUUCUUUGAAACUGAUGUUUGUGUAUGUUCGCUGCUAUUUUUUGCCAAUAUAUCAGACAUUGUUCA
Messenger RNA from Rubroshorea leprosula, 602 nucleotides. The record is from the annotation of a GenBank genome assembly. NCBI's taxonomy places the organism in Eukaryota, Viridiplantae, Streptophyta, Magnoliopsida, Malvales, Dipterocarpaceae.